UGCACAUUUUGAUUUAAAGUUUAGAUCACUUUAAUGGCAGAACUCAUCCAGACAUUUUAUGCACUUGGUUUUUUUACGUCAUUCUGCCUAGGGAUGCCUUGUAAACACAUUUCCCCCCCCCAGCGCCAUGUGUGCUGAGAGAGCUGUGACAUUAUCUCCUGCGGAGAUCCCCAUGUUGUUCUAGCCUGUGUCUGUGUUUUGAUUCAGACAAUAGCUGGGCAUACAUGGGCUCCCGACAAUGACCAGAGGACCACCAAAAUAAGGGAAGCCUGCAGAUACGUAGUAAACACAGUAGCACCAAUGAAACUUUGGAUUGAAUUGAAAGGUUGAUUCCCAGAGAUGGAUGUAAUUUUCUUCUCCAGACAUUGGUAUAUGCCAAGAGAGACUCCUAGGAAGCUGUUUCUGUGUUCCCCUAAGCAAUGGUUGCCUAAAAUGUAUUUAUUGAAAGGUAACAGCACUCAGUCAAUUUAAUCUGAUCUCUCGGGCUGAAAUAGGAGCCAUAUGCUGCAUACUUAUUUGAUCUCCUGUAAGAAUCUGUCAAAAAAGAAGAGCGUUGUGCUUUGCCACUUUAACCACUUCGUAUGGUGUCCUACCUUGCGUCCUCUAUGCUCCAUGCCCUUGUAAGGACAGCUUGUGCCCUCAGCUUCCUGGUGGCAACCCUCAUUAGAAUCAGGAGAUGAGGCCACAGACUGGCAGGGAAAUACACCUUUGGGAUAGAUGCCUGCCACAGCACUAAUGCUACCCUGCUAUAGGUUUACUGACGGAAUACAGCUUUUUUUUAUCUCUACUUCUGACUGUUACCUACCCACUACUUUCACCAAACAUGAGUGAUUGGAAAAGGAGAGCUAAACGGGUUGUCCUACCCUCCCAGAGGCUGUAUUGAUUUUCCUCCAGUCAGUGUUCAUUUGACUGAAACCCAGCUAUGUGAGAGUAAAGUGAAAGAGAGUGUGCUAGAGAGAGUAUUGAGCUCCAUUAACUGAGGGAGGCUGCAGACACCUGAUGUAGAGUGGGUGGGGGGCAGACAGUUCUCCAGUUUCAGGCCAGCUGCCUUAUGGGUGGCACACCACAAACCUGACCCACCUGGAUAGCACCCAGAACAAUGAACCAGUCUGAACUGACAACGGACCCGGUGCUCACUGCCAACAGGAGCCAUGGAGACUUCUUUCCUGGCAGGGCCUCCAACCACUCAUGUCCCUUAGGCUGGGGACUGAAUGAAGGCCUAGAGGCUUGCGUCCUGGAGACUGCCGUCAUCGUACUUCUGACUGUGCUCAUUAUUGCAGGGAACUUGACGGUGAUCUUUGUGUUCCACUGUGCCCCUUUGCUACACCACUACACCACCAGCUACUUCAUCCAGACCAUGGCCUACGCUGACCUGCUGGUAGGUCUUAGCUGUCUGGUACCUACCCUGUCUCUGCUCCACUACCCAGCAGGUGUCCAGGAGCCCAUCACAUGCCAGGUCUUCAGCUAUGUCAUCUCUGUUCUGAAGAGCGUUUCAAUGGCCUGCUUGGCCUGUAUCAGUGUGGACCGUUACCUGGCCAUAACUAAACCACUAUCUUAUAACCAACUGGUGACGCCAUGUCGGCUACGAGGUUGCAUCACCCUAAUCUGGGUCUACUCCAGCCUGGUUUUCCUGCCCUCCUUCUUUGGGUGGGGUAAGCCAGGAUAUCAUGGGGACAUUUUUGAGUGGUGCGCUCACUCUUGGCCCACCUCUGCCCUCUUUACAGGCUUUGUGGUGUGUUUGCUGUAUGCACCUGCUGCACUUGUGGUUUGCUUUACCUAUUACCAUAUCUUUCGCAUUUGCCAGCAACACAACCGAGAGAUCAGUGAACGGCGGGCACGUUUCCCCAGCCAGGAGAUGGAGGCUGGUGAUGGGGGUGGCGGUGGGCAUCACGGAGGGCAUGGACCAGAUCGUCGCUAUGCGAUGGUGCUCUUCCGCAUCACCAGUGUUUUCUAUAUGCUUUGGCUGCCCUACAUAAUCUACUUCCUGCUCGAGAGCUCCCAUGUGCUGGAUAGCCCUGCCCUCUCCUUCAUCACCACCUGGCUGGCCAUCAGCAACAGCUUUUGCAACUGUGUCAUCUACAGCCUGUCUAAUAGUGUGUUCCGACUGGGCAUGCGUAGGCUCUCGCAGACGAUGUGCUCCUUUAGCCACUGUGCGGCAGAUGACAGGGACUUUGGGGAGCCUAAACCAAGGAAGAGGGCAAACUCGUGCUCCAUCUGAAGGAAUGACUUUUACAGGACGAGGAUAGUCCUGGAAUCAUCAAAUGGAAAAUAUGAAUCUUAACAAGCUUAGCAGCUGGUUAACUUUCACUUAAACUGGCAGGGCUCAACAAAGCGGAAAACAGUUUCUGUUGUAUCAGCCUGUCAUCUGACACUAGUGACAUUGCCUUGGUCACAAUAAACUAUGGUUUAUUGCAUUACAAGCUUUUCAAGAAGAUGGGUGCAGUGUCUAAACAGAGAGUUUUAAUGAGACAGGCACUCUGUGAUGGCUUUUAUUCUAUAGUAUGUGACUUAGCUGUGGAUCACGUAAAACGUAGGCUCCCUGUGGCUUUCAUAGCCUUUAUAUCUCAAUGUAUGUCAUCGUUCAGGACACACAUAGUAGGAAGACAAAAAUUGUAAACUGCAAAAGAUUCACAAAUAUUUCCUCAGACAUUAAAUGUGACUACAUAUUUCAUUCCUGUUAAAAAUUUGUUUGUGGUUGUAAAAUGGAUCAACCUUAUAUUCGGUGUCUCCGUACUUUCUAUCACUGUCAUUAGCAGACACAAGAUAACCUAUACUUACUUGUGCUCACAAACCUGUUUAAAGGUUGUAAAUGGAUAUUUGACUUUUUAACUGAAUAAACACACAGUGACAUUGACAACAGCCAUUAUGCUGCUGAUAAAUACCAGAUGAUGUAUGGCCUUGACUGUUUUCUGAGAAGUGAGCAGUCCAUUUCCGAUGAAGUAUUUUUUGAUGACUGUACAUUGUUUACAGUCAUCAGAAAAUACAGGUGAACUGGAGACGGAUGCAAAAAAAAUGAUGUACUGGUCAGAUGUUCUGUCGCUCUUUUUCUAUUAGAAUGAUUGGCUAAUCACUGACCCGAUAAUUUUGAUAAAGAUGUUUACUUAGACCUUCUGCAAAAUAUGGUAAAACUACAACAUAGCUCUGUGCAGAUAGUAACCCUAACCCAAAACAUACAUCUAUACAUUACAGCAUUAGACCAAGGAAACUAUCUAAACUUGUAAAAGAAUUGUUGAAACCUUAAACCCUCCAAAACCUAAAUUAAUAAAGUUUUCUCUGACUUAGCUUAAUUACUAAUCCAUAAUGUUGAUGGCAAAAGUUUCAACGCAUUUAUAGUCCGAACCUGCAUCAGAUUUUCCACGAAUGACAUGCUGCUUCCACUGUUGACUAAUUUAAAUAUUAACUGAUUAUGGUUGGUCACCACUUAAUUGGCACCCCUACCAAAAAGCCUUUAUUUUCCAAAUUCAGACAAAGGUUGUGUCAGGUUGAUUGAUUUGAUUUUGAUUGACUGAGGUCUCUAUACUGAGGACAGUAGACUGAAGUUCUCAGCAAACAUCCAACACAGAAUUUUCUCCCAAGGACCCCCCCCCCAGAAGUGUUCAUGACAGCCGUUUUGACAAGCGAUUAAAUAUUACAUCCUUCUUUCCCUGUGUAUGGAAUUUGCAAAAUAAAAUGCUAUUAUGUAAUUAUAAAUGUUAUAUUAUUUAUAGAGCUAAAGGAAGUUAAAUUUGCAACAUUUUACUUCAGACACCAAAUUCUGUGAAUGAGCUGUCUUGCGGAUAUCCUUAUUUUUAGAUCCUGGUUGUUGCUUUUAACCCACUCACUUUUUGUACCUACUCGGCUGAGUAGGUACAAAACGUGAGGUGGCAGAAUAGACCCGAGGAUGCAGCCUGGUUUUAGGUGUUUUUACAUCAUUGACUUAGUUAUAGCUCCUGAAGUUUAUAGUGGAUUUCAUUUCCAAGCAGGAGUGGACGGUCUCGGGUUAAUGUGAUCUGAUCUGUCUGGAGGACGCUGUGAGGUUAAAACUUAACUGCUCUGAAAUUACAUUCUUAGUUGUGUUAAGGGUUUAAGGCUAUCAGUAGCUCAUCUUGUGACGGUUUGUUAAACUACGGGCCGGACAAUCCUCAUUACUUUUAUAUUUGGCCCAUUCUCUUUCAGCUGUACCAAUUCUGUUGCUGAUAAACGUAAAUGUUACUGCCCUCAAACUACAGGCCUGAAUGUGGUCCAGACUUAAUGUGCACAUUCCAGUUUGGUAAAAUCUGAAGACUGUUUCCCGGUCUGGGGCUUUUGAUAUACAAAGCGAAAAGCUAGUGUGUUGAUAAGGAACCUAGAGACUGCCUUUGGUUUUGAUUUUCAUUGUUCACAACAGCAUAGUAGUAAUGUUAUUCCAGUCAAUUUACCUUGUACAUUCCCUUGAUAAGUGUCAACACAUGAUUCAUGUCACAUGAAUACAGCCAUGUACUAUAGCCAGUGACUUAUACUGAUUUCCCAAUUUGCUCAUGUUCUAAUGUCAUCUGUGGUUUCGGCCUUGCUUCUAAUGUAUAUAUGUCCAUGCUGGAAACCAAGUAACACAGCAAACCCAGCUCUUGAUUUUGUAACUGCAUUCUAUGCUGCUUAACAGUACUCCGUGUAAGUCAUUCCUCAUUUUAAAGCUGCAUGAAGUGAUGAUUUUCACUACUAGGGGCAGAAAGACUCUAAUAUAAUAAGCCUUUUAGCUUAUUAUAUUUAGUGGCAUGUUAGCAAGCGGUUUGCUACUUACACAUCCAGCAGAAACAGAGCUACAUGAGUAUUUAAUUCCAGGGUCUUUCUGGCCACCUGAUGAAUGUAAGUAAUUCUUUUGGAUUUUUUAACCAAGGUUUGGUAAACCAACAUCACCAACAUUUUUUUUCUCUUUUGGUUCAUCUGCAUAGUCUACUUUCUAUACCAGCCACUCAUUUACUUUUGCUCUCUGCAGUUUCAUAUGAAGGCAGGUAGCCUACGGUCAACUUGAAAUAAUCAAGCUAGGAAUGGAUUAUACAUACGUGCUUGCAUUGUUUUGGUUUUGUUGGCUCGACAUUCAUAAUCAGGAAUUGUUUGAUUCAGUGUUAAUAAAAAAUGUUGCUUUAUGCAGAUUUAAUGCAUUACAGAUUGUUCUGUAAACGUGCCUAAAGAUGUAUUUUGUAGGAAAAGUGAAAAAAAGAUGUUAAGGAAGUGAUUAUUGUUACAUGGACAUGCUGCACUUUUAAGAAACAUUUUCCAACUACAUAAACAUAUCUUGUGACCGUGUACGCAUCUGAAGGUACAUUGUCAUUGGAUUUAGUUUUUGACUUUGAGAGAAGUUCAGAGGAGUUUCUACUUGAACCAAGAAUGGGCCAAGUCAUUCAUUAAUCACGUUUGAUCUGACUUCUGCCUUUAAGUGGGUACAUGUUCUACUAUCUGACGUCUACAUUGUAUCUGUAAGAUAAGAGGAGACAGCAGAUUUUUCUAUGUCUUGUGAAUUCCCUUCUAUAGCCACAUGACCUGGCAUAUAUGAGGAGUAACAGUAGGAAACCACAGCAUAGUUGUGUCAAAUACUAGACUUAUGAUAAUAUUUUUUUAAUUUUGAUAGCUUAUGCUUUUGUGCUCCUUUGGAGCAUAGUGCAGUCGGGUAGUAGAGAAAUUUAUAGGAUCUGAGUUAGUGCUGUAUUAUCUUCACAGUGUGGUGACAAACGACAGCAACAUAUAAGACAAGAAAAUACAAAAUUCUGUAAUCAGCUAAAAUAAAAUAGCUCUGUUCUUACCAUAUUAUAAUAACAAUGAUAAAAGCUGGAAUAUUCCAUUCAAGUGGAGAUUACAGUAUUUGGUCAGAAAUUGCACAACUAUUUCCUUUGGUGGGCUUUUUGUAGUGGGUUAUGUGAAUUGCGUGUCUUGGCUCGAGGUUUCAAAUAUCCAAGAGUCACUGAAUGAAUAUUUAAAAAAAUAAAUGGUUUAUAUAUGUCUGUAUUACACUGACCAAACUGAAGUGGUAGAAAAACAAAACUGUUAUCUUGUUUAAACAAGUUGUCUUACUUUCAAGUGCAUUGAUCGGAGAGUUUAAUUAAAUACAGAAUAAUAUGUAUUCAUUUAUUAAGUUAUGUUUAAACUUUACACAAUAUACUGUAUAUGAGUAUACUGUAUAUAAAGUGUGUGUGUGUGUCUGUUUUUAAUCUGCUGUACAGCCAAAAAAAAUCAGACAAAUUCUGACUAAGGUAUGGCGCACCCAUUUGUGUUAAAUUAACUAGGCUGCUGAUGUUUUCAAUAGGAGGCAGAGUGUGUUAAAUUACACAGUAUCUAUUUUUUUAUUUUGAAAUUUUGUCAAAGGCUAUGGUUUUGUUGUUGCUGCCAACCCAAU
Molecule: messenger RNA, 6346 nt
Organism: Larimichthys crocea (large yellow croaker)
Lineage: Eukaryota; Metazoa; Chordata; Actinopteri; Sciaenidae
Gene: gpr52
Product: G protein-coupled receptor 52
Exons: 1
Coding region: 1100-2218 (372 amino acids)
Biological process (GO): G protein-coupled receptor signaling pathway
Cellular component (GO): membrane
Molecular function (GO): G protein-coupled receptor activity
Source: RefSeq, a predicted model, not a curated record